AUGCACACACAAGUUGGGGAAGAGAGGCUGGCAUCAGAAUCAGACUUGAAGAACCUGCCGUGUCUGCAAGCCAUCCUGAAGGAGACACUGCGCUUGUACCCAGCCGCACCACUCAAUGUGCAGCACAAGUCUAUGGAAGAUUGCACAGUGGCAGGGUACCACAUACCCUCAGGCACCCAUCUCUUGACCAACCUCUCAAAAAUCCAUCGCGACCCACAUGUAUAUGAAGACCCAUUGGAGUUUUGGCUAGACAGAUUCCUAAACACUCACCAAGAUUUGGACUUGAAAGGGCAGCAUUUUAAACUGAUUCCCUUUGGUGCAAGAAGAAGAAUGUGCCCUGGUGUCUCAUUUGCUCUCUUGAUGAUGCAACUCACACUCGCCAAUCUGCUGCAUGGAUUUGAUAUUGCAACUCCUGAUAACCAACCAACAAAUAUGCGAGAACAGGUUGGGCUCACUAAUAUCAAAGCCUCGCCUAUUCGAGUCCUCCUUACACCACGUCUCUCCCCUCUUCUUUAUGCAUAA
Neltuma alba is the source of this 522-nucleotide messenger RNA. Its product is annotated as cytochrome P450 82A4-like. Bases 1 to 522 code for a protein of 173 amino acids. Gene Ontology annotation, molecular function: iron ion binding; monooxygenase activity; heme binding. The transcript is spliced from 2 exons. The record is from RefSeq and is a predicted model, not a curated record. Lineage: Eukaryota; Viridiplantae; Streptophyta; Magnoliopsida; Fabales; Fabaceae.